UCAAGCGUCUAUCGGCGUUUCCAUUCAUGUUGAAAGUUGUUUGUUUACAUCUCGCAACGGUAGCAGCAAGAUGAUCGCCAAAAUCUUCCUCAUUUUGAAUUUAUUUUGCAGUGUUAAAGGAGCCUUAGAUGAUAAAUUUCACUCAUAUGACAUCGUAAAGACCAAGCACAUUCAUGUUCACUCUUUGUCAAAACGAAGCAUUGAGGAAAGAAGAUUCACCAAAGAGAUCAAACUUUCAGCAUUCGGCAAGAACUUUACGAUUCAUGCCAAACCUAGUCAUCUGUUCAGCUCCACAUUCAAACUACGAGCGGUGCAUGCCGAUGGAUCAAAAGAGGAAGUGUUUGGCUUCAACCAAGAGAACUUCUUUGAAGGGGUAGUUGAAAAUGAUAGAAAUUCGGAGGCAAGUUUUCACAUGGAUGACAAUACUGGCGUGUUCACGGGGGUGUUUGCCACCAAUGGCGAAGAGUUUGUGGUUGAGCCGCUUUCCCACCAUGCUGAGAAGGAGGCCAUGGACUUCCACGACGAGUCCACUAUGGUUGCCUACAGACAUUCAGACAUCAAAACUGACUCGCAUCCAAAAUGUGGAGCAAUCCACCCAGAGGUUGAGCAAGGUGGUGAUGAUGAUGAAGAUGAGAUUGAAGUAGCAUUUAACCAGCAUAGCUCAGGUGAAGGUCAGAGGGCUAAAAGGGCUGUAGGAGAAAAGACCUGUCAGGUUGCAGCUAUAGCUGACUAUCGAUUCUACGAGCAUAUGGGCAGAAGCAGCAUAUUUAAAACUGCAAACUAUAUUGCAAACAUUAUGACAAGAGUGAACCAGAUUUACAAAUCUACUGGCUUCCGUGGUGGCAAUGGGUAUGGAUUUGAAUUCAGUGAGAUGGAGAUCCACACUGCAGCAUCUACUGGUGAUGACAUUGCCAAGUACCCAUACAACAUCGCCAAGUCCAGCUGGGAGCCAAGAGAACUACUAACUGAAUUAAGCAAAACGAGUGAGUUUCCAAGUGCAUGUUUGGUCCACCUGUGGACAGCGACCCAGUUUGAGGACAGUGUACUGGGACUCGCAUAUAUCGCUAGUUCGAAGGCAGGAGCUCUUGGAGGAAUAUGCUCACCACCCCGGUCCUACAGUGGAGUUUUAAGGUACUUCAACACUGGCUGGUCCUCAUCCAAGAAUGGAGCAGGCAGUACUGUCACCUUUAACCAACAAGCUCUUUUAGCAGCUCACGAGUUUGGUCACAGCCUGGGCAGUGAACACGACCCUUCCUCUGGUGACUGUGCCCCAAGCAGCUUCUUCGGUGACGGCAAAUACCUCAUGUACACCUACUCUGUGAGUGGUGAAGACCCGAACAAUGGUGAAUUGUCAUCCUGCAGUAUUAAUUACAUAAAUGGAGUUUUAUCAACCAAAUCCUCCUGCUUCGUGGUUGCACGAGGUGAACAACUUUGUGGAAAUGGGCGUAUGGAUGCGGGAGAAGAAUGUGACGGAGGGUUUCUGGGAAUGGUCAACCAGGACACGUGCUGUGCCAGUGACUGUACGCUGAGACCAGGAGCUUUUUGCAGCCCUGCAAAUAGUGACUGCUGUACAGACAGCUGUUUUACGGCCCCAAGCACUGUAGUCUGUAAAGGUGAUGUGGAAGGGUCCUGUACGGAGGAAGUGUCUUGCGAUGGAAAUAGCGUGGAAUGCCCCAAGACGGUAACCAACAAGGCAGAUGGUACACUAUGUACUGAUGGCGGGUCUUGCCUGUCGGGAAGUUGCUCAGGGUAUUGUGAAUAUCGGGGAAAGAUCUCCUGUGUAUGCGAUUCUGUUGAGAACUCAUGCAAGCGAUGUUGCCGUGAUAACACCACCACUCCAUGUACCUUGUACAGCAAUGAUGCUCUUGCCGAUGGCAGAUCCUGUGUCCAGGGAUAUUGUGCUACUGGUGUGUGUAUCAAGGUCACCACAGACCUUGUAGAGCGACUGUGGGACUUGAUUGAUGAAAUCAGCAUUGACUUUCUUGUUGAAUCCUUCAAGACGAACAUGGUGGCGUGUGUGACAGGUUUCUCCCUCAUUCUCUACGUUCCUAUUUGUAUCAUCAUUUGGUGUGUGGACCGACGUCGCAUGAAGAAAUGGGAAACUGAAAACAAGGUGCACGUGAGAACGGAUCGGACCCUAGCUAAAGACGAAGACAAGCGGCCCAUCAACCGGACACUGAACGCCAGCGACCUUAUGGACGACUCAUACAGACGACCGAACAGUAGAAACCAGAUACAACCAACAUUUAGUGUAGCAUAACAUGAGUUUGGUCAAGGUCAUUUUAUUUUAAAGGGAAUCUAAAUAUAAUUCAACUUUAAUGUAUUUCUGAUUAAUUAUAAAAGAAAAUAAGGCAGAUAAUAACAUUGCGUAAUAAUACCAACUUUGGAAAACAGCCUUGUUUAUGAUUGUAUAUGAAGCACAUACACAACAUACAUAUUUAAAACUGUUGUUUCAAUAGGAAAGACAAUAGUCUCAUCACCAUAAAAACUGCUGUUUCUUUCUUUUUCAUUUUGAAUUAAUUGAUGAUAUAAUGAUGUACUUCACAAAAGAGACAUGCACUGUGUUAAAAGUAUUAAAUAUAUUUGUGCAUUUUAUUAUAAAAUGUUUGCACAUUAAAAAGUAAUGAAUUAUUUAUGUCACAUUUUUUCUGUAAAUUUAAUCCUGAAUUUAUUGAUAAAAUUUAGUGUUCAAAAUUUUAUUUUGUUUAAUGGUAUGCCGCUUUUUCAAAUUCGUCGUAUGUUUAUUUAAAUUAAUCAGCAGUCAGCUGUUAUUGACUUUAAUCAGGUGAAUCGGCUGAAUUAAAUAGAGGCUGGGCCAAAAGACAAAUCAUGACUUUGAACACUAUUUAUCAAUAUGCUGUUUAUCUAUAUAGAUUAAACCUACACAUUUUUUGUAUUUGCUUGCAAUGAGAGUUUUAUAAUAUUUUUUUUAUAAUCAGGGUAGAAACAUCUUUUACAGGGAGCUAAAUAGCUCAUAUCUGCAUAUUUGAAUACUCAAAAAAAAAAUCAAACACUUUUAUAAUAUUUUAUAGAAUUUAUUGUCACAUUCACUAUUAUAUUUUGUCUGUCAUAUUUUACACCUAUUAUUUCUUUACCUGACUGCUAUGUUUCUAAUUGGGAUUUUUUUCCCUUUCAAGAACAUGUUUUCAUACGCCAAACACAUCAUUUAACAUAAGGGGAGUUUUUAUUUGUAAACAUGUAUUCAUACGCCAAACACAUUAUAAAAUAGUGCACAAGAAAGUACGCAUAUAUAUUGACAUUUAUUCCUGUGAUAUUAAAGCAUUAUAAUAACUAUCAUAGCGGACUUUUUUCUCGCUAUUGGAAAUUUUUCACGCACGAAAAUACAAGCACCCCGGGAGUUUGAUCUUAGGGCAAUAUAAUUUUCAAGCGCUCUGGUGAUGCAGAUUUUGAAAAACAGACGCCCUGCUACCGGGGCGCUAAAAUAACUGUUGUAAUUCUAUUUACAUGCUUGUAUUGAUAUGUGCUUGUUCAGCCAUUAUUAUUUGAAAAAAAAUAUGUUUAAAAACAUCCUAGAAAGCGGCCACCUGCCAGCAUUUUAAAGCACCUUCUUUUAGGGUUUGCUUUAGAGUCACUUCCGAAAAGUGAAGAAAAAUUCUGAUUAUUCUCAGAAUGAAAAAAAAAAAAUUAUCAAUGCAUUUUUUUUUAUAUUUAUAUCCAAUUUUUGUGUUACUCCUCAUUUAACAUCUUUGUAACCUUUGUAUAAAAAGGAUUGGCCCUAAGCAUAAGGGUUGUGCUAACAUGUACCGCCAAUGUCCAAUCCUUAAUCCAUCAUUUAACAUAUACUUUUCAUAUUAUAAAUCAAAAUAUACCUUACUGUGAUAAUUAUUAGUAUAGGGUCGUUUUCUUAUUGAGCAUUAUAUUUGUUUAAUUUUUCAGGUUCAUUUUUAACUGUAAGGUAUUUAAUUACUGAAAGAUACAAAAUCAAAAGUUCUUUAUCACUAUUUAAAAUUAUCCAGGACAGUUAUGUAAUGACCAUUUGUUUAAAGUGUCAUUUACAGUUAUAUCUAAAACAAAUACAUUUAUACACAUGUAUUUACAUGAAAGCUUUGCUCCAAAUCCUUUACUAAUCUCAGUAAUAUUUUACUAAAUCUUAAUAUGUUUAAUGGCAGUCAGAGUAGUGGUGGCAUUUAUCAAUUGUAAUGUGUUUUUUAUGUACUAUUUAUGUGUUGUUAAUCUGUGAUAAAUUCUGUGUUAACAAGUUUUAUUGUUGAAAAGAGUUUUAAGAAUGCAUUGUGACUCUGCAAAAUGAUCUGAAUGAAGAUAACGUUUCCAAUUUAUUUAUUUAUUUAUUUAUUUAUUUAUUUAUUUUUAACAAUGAUUUGAACAAAUUACAAAUUCAUUAAUUGUAUAUAAUGGUAUAUGGUCAGUUAUAGUGUAUAUAAUUGGGUAUGUUGUGACUAUGUGUGUUUUACUUGAAUGUAUUGUGCUUUACAUACUGUACAACCACUUUAGGUUUUUUUUCGGUAUUUUUCAGUGAAAUUCAGAGUAAAUAUGUAUUUCGGGCUGUUGCAUAAGGAUUUUUAGAUAAUAAAUGUUGUAGUUUCUGGCAACAUAGAAAUUUUCAUAAUUUUUGAACAUCUGAUUUAAAGUAAAAUAAUAAUGUUGAUAUGGCUAUUUCUAUUAAAAUUCCAAUGUUUUGAUAGGUUGAAAGAUUCUUUUACAAAUAAAUGCAAUUACUUCAGGUCAAAAAACCUUAUUUCGAGAUAUCCUGAAAGUUUAAAAAACAUUUAGUGAUUCAAAAAUUACAUCACAAAAUUCCCUUUCAAAUAACCUUUGAAUUUAAAAAAAUGAUCUCACAAAUUUCAGCAAGAUUUGUUCACAUGUGAAAAAAGAAGAAAAUAAUAUUAUAAUUAAUUACCUACAGUAUGUGAAACCCGCAACAUAUUUUAUUUUACUUAAUGGAAGGCAAGUCUGUUUUCGAGCGCCUUUUCAUUAAUUUAUAUGUUAUUGUUGUAUAAAUCUGUGAUAUCAUUGUUUUAGAAUUGCUCUUACAACAGUCAAGGAAUGGAUUACCUUUUUAAAAAUAGAACAUGGUUUAUUCAUGCGUGAAAUGUUGCUGUUAUGUUGUUAUACAUUUAGUUUAAUGGUCUAACAGAGUAAUUUUGUUGUAUAGGUACCGGGGUAAUUGGAACUAUAUUUAGCAGUAUGUUUCAAACAUUGUUUUUUUUUAUCUUUAAAAAUUUUCUUUUAUUUUUUUUAUUCGUGUUGGGUGUGAAAAUAGUCUCAUACAAAUAUAUACAUAGAUUAAACUAGAUAACAGUUAUAUCUUGUCUGAUGAUUUACUUCAUAGCUUAGAAUUUGAAUUAGAAUUAAUAUAACUCUUAUUUAUGUGAUACUCAACUUUUUAUUUAGUCCUUAUACUUUUACAUAAUAGGUUAUUUUUCUGUGUUUUUAUUUGAGGAUUCCGCCGCGUGACAUUUGUGUGUGGUGUAGUAUAUCGUAUAUACGGACGUUGCGAUCAUGUAGUCAUGUGACUUGUUUUAUGUUGACUUGCCAGUAAUAACAUGGCAUGUCACAAUAAUUAUGUUGAUUUAUCUAGUUAAAACCAGACACCAGAUGGUCCCAAAAUCAGCAAAUACAGUAUUUCCUCUAAACAAGGCUAGAAAUGCUAAUAAAAACUAGUAUGAAACCGAUUUUAAUCACUUUACAUGAUUAAAUGAAUAUUUUGUCACUUUCUCAGCUGAAUUUACCUGUUUAAAAUAGCACACAAUGGUUUCCCAGUUAAUAGUGAGUAUAUAAAGCAUGUGAAAGUCACAUAAUUAGUGCAGAUACAUUUACCAAAGCUAUUUUAAAAUUUACUGGUUUUUACUGGUACUCAGUAAAUUUCGAAUUGGAAAAGUACGCAAAAACGAUUUUUUUCUUGCAAUGGUAUCAUCUGGUGUCUUGUCCUUUUAAUAAGUGAACAAGUUGACAUAAUUAUUGCGACAUGCUGUGUUAUAUCUUGCCAGUGGUCAUAAAAAUAAGUAAACAUGACUACAUCAUUACAUGAUCUGUAGGUACAAUAUACUCUUCCAUAAUUUGUGAUUUGGUUUGAUGACUUAUAAAAUUAUGUUGAGAUCUGAUUUACAUUUUUUAUUAGAAGGCACUUUCAAAAGACAUAAUAUUAAAAACUUCUUUUAGUGAGGCAAAUAAUUUUAAUGUCUCAAAUUUGCGAUUUAAAUAUUUGCUCAAACUUUACUGAAAACGCAUAUUUUUAAUAGUUUGCUCAAAAUAACUACAUGAUUAUAUUUUGGAAGUUUAAAUGUCCGCAAUAACAUUAUCUCUUUGUACAUUACGAUAGCAUCUGUUCUAUUGUUUCUAUUGUUUUUUUACCAGUAAUUGUGAUAUUUUGCUUAAAAGUGUAAAUUUUGCAGUUUAAUAUUUGCAUGUAAAAGAUUGUCUUAUUUACAUAAAUAUUUUGCUAUUGUUUUUUCGAUUGCAUAUAUUCAGCCAGGUUGUUACAAUAUUUUAAUUGUGAUACUAUUCUCUCAGCUACCAGGAGCCAAAUUAUUUAAGCUUCUUAGUAAAAAAAAUUCAAGUUUGUAAAAUAUUACGAAUGAUUAACAGCGAAUCAUUUAAAGCAAAUUUACUAACGGUUUAAGAAAAAUGCAUAAAACAUCAAUUUUCAGACUUAAAUAUGAAAAUCUGCGAUCUGAUUUUUUGUCAGCAGUCUUAUAUCACUGGUUUUCAUGCAUUUUCGCAUAAAUUGGCUCGUUCUAAGACAAAAAAUAAAAAAGUUGCCAUCACAUUCAAUCUGUGAGAGUGCAGCUUUAAAAACACUCUUAUUUAACCAGAUUUAUUCAUAGGCAUUUAUAAUUUAGACCACUAUCUCUUGCAAAGACAUUGUUAGUUUAAGCUUAAAAGAAACAUAUUUUCACUGAGUUGAAUUUUUUUACUAGUAUGCUUUUUGAAUAUGGCCCCUGUAUUGAGUUAAAAAAAAAUUGUUGUAUUCUUUAAAUAUGCAAGAAUUUAUUGGAAGAAUGAGACCUGAUUUUACUGUUUUAUUUUAAAAAUAACAUAUUUGCUGUUGUUUAUAUAUUUUGAUAAUAUUAGAAUUAUAGAUUAUAAAACAAAAUACCUGUUAAAUCACGCGUUUGUUUACAUCGAUCAAUAAUUCGAUGAUAUAGAUGAUUUAAUUUAAACUCCACUCCAGUAAUUUUCCUGUCACCUUUAAGAUUUACGACGAUAGGAAAACUUACUCUCGAAUUAAAUAUAGUUUUAGAGAGUAGACAAAUAACAUUGUGCUGCCGAUUCGUUCUGCAAUCAUAACCAUUCUUUGGUUGAAGAAGACACAACAAGUAUCAGUGUGUAUAUACCACGUGAUAAAUUACGUCAUAUAUGCUACGUCGGAAGGCAAUA
Molecule: messenger RNA, 7359 nt
Organism: Mya arenaria
Lineage: Eukaryota; Metazoa; Mollusca; Bivalvia; Myida; Myidae
Product: ADAM 17-like protease
Exons: 22
Coding region: 71-2260 (729 amino acids)
Biological process (GO): membrane protein ectodomain proteolysis; Notch signaling pathway
Cellular component (GO): plasma membrane
Molecular function (GO): metalloendopeptidase activity
Source: RefSeq, a predicted model, not a curated record